Molecule: messenger RNA, 693 nt
Organism: Medicago truncatula (barrel medic)
Lineage: Eukaryota; Viridiplantae; Streptophyta; Magnoliopsida; Fabales; Fabaceae
Source: RefSeq, a predicted model, not a curated record
CCCGAAAUCAUUCAUCAAAUUCCCAAUCCAAAGCACUUCUUCUUCUUCUUUCUUGUUCGCAUUCAAAUAUUCUUUUCCUCUCAAAAUCUCAGUUCAAAAUGGACGCAAGCACCAAGACAACAAAGAAAGGAGCCGGUGGAAGGAAGGGAGGAGGUCCAAGGAAGAAGUCGGUGACAAGAUCCAUCAGAGCCGGACUCCAAUUCCCAGUCGGAAGAAUCGGCCGUUACCUGAAGAAAGGUCGAUAUGCUCAGCGUGUCGGCACCGGUGCUCCGGUUUACCUAGCUGCAGUUCUUGAAUACCUCGCUGCUGAGGUUCUUGAAUUGGCAGGAAACGCUGCUCGUGAUAACAAGAAGAAUAGAAUCAUUCCAAGGCAUUUGUUGUUGGCUGUUAGGAAUGAUGAAGAGCUUGGAAAACUGCUUGCUGGUGUUACAAUUGCUCAUGGUGGUGUUCUUCCGAACAUUAACCCAAUUCUGUUGCCUAAGAAGACUGAAAGGGCUAAUACUGGUGGCAAGGAGCCAAAGACUACUAAGGCUGGAAAGUCUCCUAAGAAAGCUUAGAUCUGAUUUUAGGAAGAAUUAAUUUUUUUUUUUUUUGCUUUUGAAGAUGUAAUGAAGUAAUUGGAUCUUUCUGAUCUUUUUUGUUUAUGAAAAUGGUGAUUUAAUGAUAUUGGUCUUCAAAAAUGUUUCUAUUUUA